AUGGCCUCAACGUCUGUACUCCAACAUUUUGAGACUUUUCAAAAAGCUCGAGUUACUUUCGUUCAAGCUGUCGCAGAGGCUGCUUCUCGACCACAGAACAUCGAAGUGAUGCAAAAUGCUGGCGUUAUGCAGCUAUUACGUCCUUUGCUUCUUGAUAAUGUACCGAGUAUCCAGCAAUCUGCUGCUUUGGCUCUCGGUCGCUUAGCCAAUUAUAGCGAUGACCUGGCUGAAGCUGUUGUAGGUAACGAAAUCUUGCCUCAACUUGUCUACUCGCUCUCGGAAAAGAACCGUUUUUACAAAAAAGCUGCAGCUUUUGUGCUACGUGCAGUAGCUAAACAUUCACCCGAGCUCGCUCAAGCUGUGGUUGAUUCGGGGGCAUUAGAAUCGCUUGUACCAUGCUUAGAAGAGUUUGAUCCAACGGUGAAAGAAGCAGCUGCAUGGGCCAUUGGUUACAUAGCUCAACACACUGGAGAGCUCGCACAGCAUGUUGUGGAUGCAGGUGCUGUGUCGUUGCUCGUACUUUGUAUCCAAGAACCGGAAGUGGCUUUGAAGCGUGUGGCUGCGUCUGCACUUAGUGAUAUUGCCAAACACUCACCAGAACUUGCACAAGCUGUUGUCGACCCAGGCACUGUAUCGUGUUUAGCGCCUUUGAUUCAGCAUCCGGAUGCGAAACUCAAGCGUCAAGUUUGCAGCUGUUUGGCACAAAUCUCCAAGCAUUCCGUCGAUCUGGCCGAAAUUGUAGUGGAAGCCGAAAUAUUUCCAAACAUAUUGUACAGCUUGAAGGAUAUUGAUCACAUUGUUCGAAAAAAUGCCGCUACAUGUAUUCGCGAAAUUGCAAAGCACACACCAGAACUAUCAAAGCUGAUUAUCAAUGCCGGGGGUGCAUCCGUACUUGUGGACUAUGUGUCAGAAGCAUCUGGUAACAAUAAAUUGCCUGGCAUUAUGGCGCUCGGGUAUAUCUCGGCUUUUUCGGAAACAUUAGCACUUGCCGUGAUUGCAUCGAAAGGUAUCACCCCUGUGAAAAAUGCGCUUAUUUCGGAACCUGAAGAUCAUAUUAAAGCCGCGAGUGCAUGGACAUUAGGUCAGAUUGGUCGCCACACACCGGAUCAUUCACGCGCAGUAGCCGAGGCGGAUGUAUUGCGUCAUAUACUCGCUUGUAUGAUUCAUCCGAACAGCUCGGAUGAUCUCAAGAUUAAGUCUAAGCGUGCAUUGAAAAGCAUUUUAUGUAAAUGUACCCAUCUGCAAGCUCUGCAGCCAUUAUUACGUGAUGCACCCUUGAAAGUACAGAAGUAUGUUCUCAAACAAUUCGCUCAGAUGUUGCCACAUGAUCUUGAAGCUCGAAGGUCUUUUGUGCAAAACGGAGGAUUGGAGUUAUUACAACAACUAAGCGAAGUCGCAGCUGGGAAACUCACCGAGUACAUAUUUGAAAUCAAUAGUUGUUAUCCCCCAGAAGUGGUGGAGUAUUACUCUCCUCAUUAUUCCAAGACACUACUUGACAAGCUCGAUGAUUAUCAGCCUCAGGUUCGGUAA
Messenger RNA from Plasmopara halstedii, 1530 nucleotides. RefSeq names its product Karyopherin (importin) alpha. Gene Ontology annotation, molecular function: microtubule binding. Bases 1 to 1530 code for a protein of 509 amino acids. Gene Ontology annotation, biological process: cilium movement. Gene Ontology annotation, cellular component: microtubule cytoskeleton. The transcript has a single exon. The record is from RefSeq and is a predicted model, not a curated record. Lineage: Eukaryota; Oomycota; Peronosporomycetes; Peronosporales; Peronosporaceae.